GUGUGUGGAGAUAAUCUGAUUUCUCCAUUAGCAUUUAGUUGGUAGAGGCUGCAAGCGUCGGAAAUUGAAAAGAAAAAUUAAAAGAAUCUAUAUCUAUAUAAUAAUCGAUUUCAUUUUCAGACGUGCUUCCUUAGCUUAGCUCAAUCAAAGUCUACUCAGUAUUGCUAUUUCGUUUGACCGACUCUUCAUUUCACUCUACAAAGCGCACAGACCUCUUCUCCAUCUUCACCGAGCUUGACUCUCAUGUCUUGGACCCUCUUUCUCUAUAAAACUCUCUCUGUGUUUUGUGGAAUCAUUAUUAGUUUCUGUUGCCAGUGCGUUGAGGAAGCUGAAGCAUCAACCUUGCCACUGCGAUCCUUCUCCUUCUCUGUUCUAGUCUUUGGUGCGUAAAGACUUGUUUGACCACUCCGAACACCAUGUCUUCUCGGACUGCAUCUGAUCAAAACAAUUGUGGCAUUUGUCUGAGUAGCAUGGCAACCCCGAAAGGCCAAGCCAUCUUCACUGCCCAAUGCUCACACUCCUUCCACUACCCUUGCAUUGUCCAGAAUGUUCAGCAUGGAAAUCUUAGUUGCCCCAUUUGCCGAGCAAUAUGGGAUAAGCAUAAUGUUCCUUUCCAACCAAACAACUGGACUACUUCCCCCUCUCAACAAAACAACUCAGGUGAUCCCCCUCACCCAUGGGGUGUUUUCCCUCAGCAAAACAACUUGGGUGGGAACUCUCCCAACAUCUCAUUCUCAUUCCACCCGCAACAGCCACCCCAUCAGACUUAUCAUCAGUACUCGUAUCAGCAACCCAGUUGGAAUUAUCCUUCCUUCCCAUUCGUGCAGCAAACCCAGGCCCCUCCCCAGCCACCUAGCUUCUCUGAUGAUGAACCUCUUUUGUCCACCUCACCCAUGCAAUCCAAUGACCCCCAGGGUAUAACAAUUAAGACUCAGACCGAGUCCUUGGCUAUCUCUGCUGCAGAAUCUCAUCCACGAUAUCCUGUUCUUGUCAGCAUUUGCGCACCAUCUCUUCAAGAUACCGAUGGCCAUGGGAGUACCCCGGUCGACCUUGUGACAGUUCUGGAUGUAAGUGGCAGCAUGUGUGGCCUAAAGCUUGACCUUGUGAAGCGCGCUGUCAAAUUUAUCAUACAAAACUUGGGGCCUUCAGACCGCCUUUCAAUAGUUACAUUCUCAACAACUGCUAGAAGAGUCUUUCCUCUCAGAAGAAUGUCUGUUGAAGGCCGUGAAAGUGCUGUGCGAGCUGUCAAUUCUCUUAGACCAGAUAACAUGACCAACAUUGUGGCAGGACUCGAGAUAGGAAUUCGGGUCCUUGAAGAACGAAGGGAAAGGAACCCAGUUGCUAGCAUCAUGCUUUUAUCCGAUGGUGUGGAUUCUUACUGUCAUAGUCCAAGCCAACUGUUGGGCCAAUUGCCUGCUUCGAUUCGCUCUAAUUGUAUGCAACAUGAAAUUCCAGUCCACACAUUUGGGUUUGGCAGCGACCAUGAUCCAAAUACUAUGCAUGCUAUAUCUAAUGCAUCAGGUGGCACCUUUUCAUUCAUUGAAUCAGUUGGCAUGAUACAAGAUUCCUUUGCUCUGUGCAUUGGUGGUCUUCUCAGUGUUGUGGCUCAGGAAGUUCGCCUCACAGUAAGGGCAGCAUCACGUGGUGUGAAGAUUGUAGCAAUACCAUCAGGGAGAUAUGUCAGAAAUAUAUCUGAUGAGGGCUUGCAGGGUGUUGUUGAUGUUGGGAGUCUCUACGCAGAAGAGGAGAAACAAUUUCUGGUCUACCUCUUAGUUCCACAAUCCUCAGCUUCAGAUACAAGGACAUCAUUGUUAGACGUGUCAUGCGUGUACAGAGAUCUAGCUUCAAAUGAGUUAAUCCAGAUGCAAGGUGAGCUAGUUGAGAUACCGAGACCUGUGGUUUGUUCCCCUGCAGAUCAGGUAGUCUCUUUAGAGGUUGAUCGCCAGCGCAACAGAAUUUUGGUCUCUGAAACUAUAGCAGAGGCACAAGGGUUGGCUGAGAUUGGAAAUCUGGAGGCUGCAAGGGCCAUUUUGACUCAACGAAGAGAAACUCUCUUAACAACACCAGCAGCCCGAGCAGGGGAUGCUCUCAGCAAUUUGCUCGAAACUGAGCUUCAAGAAAUCAUGGAUAGAAUGGCAACUAUGGAUUUGUAUACUCACACUGGGCGUGCUUAUGCCCUCUCGGGAAUGAGCUCUCAUUCACUGCAGAGAGCCACAACUAGGGGUGACACAACUACUUCAUGCCUUUCCGCGAGUUUUGGUGCUGCUCAGGCUUCAUAUUCCGCUGGGGGUAUCAAUUACCUGCAGCGCGGUGGUAUCUUUCAGCAGCAGCAGCAGCAGCAGCAGUCUCUCUCCGCAGGUGCCACUCCAUUUGCGAGUCCAGCAUCAUUGCCGCUAGGUGGUGCUUAUGAAACAUCUUCUAUGGUUAGAAUGGUACAGAAAUCAAAGGAUCUUGGCACUAGUUAUACAAAAUGAAGCUUGACAUUGCGUUACGUGAAGUGAAUGUUUA
Rosa rugosa (rugosa rose) is the source of this 2508-nucleotide messenger RNA. RefSeq names its product E3 ubiquitin-protein ligase WAV3-like. Bases 417 to 2474 code for a protein of 685 amino acids. Lineage: Eukaryota; Viridiplantae; Streptophyta; Magnoliopsida; Rosales; Rosaceae. The record is from RefSeq and is a predicted model, not a curated record. The transcript has 2 exons.